Cantharellus anzutake is the source of this 951-nucleotide messenger RNA. RefSeq lists its product as uncharacterized. The transcript has a single exon. Bases 1 to 951 code for a protein of 316 amino acids. NCBI's taxonomy places the organism in Eukaryota, Fungi, Basidiomycota, Agaricomycetes, Cantharellales, Hydnaceae. The record is from RefSeq and is a predicted model, not a curated record.
AUGUCUACUGUCCAGACCGCCAAAUCGCCAGUCUCCCUAGUCAAGCGAGGUCAGAUGGAAGGUUGGAUUCCGAAUCACGUCAUAGCAGCAGGAGCAAUCACAACCUUGGGAAAGGUGACAAUCCCGGAAACAGAUGAAAUCUCCACUAGUGCUGAUAGCCACGGGUCGGACUCCGAGCUUGAAUACCUGAUUGAAAGGGUGAGGAAUAACCUUAACCAGCGACAAACAGCAGACAGGGUAUUAUUGGAAAGGACGGGGGGAAUUCUGGAAGAGUCCCACCAACAAUCCGAUAGUAAGCACGUGAAGACAAAGACAGAGGAAGUUAAGAUAACCCAGAUAGCCGCUGUAGAUAUGGAUUCAGAAGAUUUACAGGAUGCGGAAUUACAGUAUCCCAAAAGUAGUAUUGCAGAGUAUGCAUAUAACUGGACGGACCCCCCCAUCAACCAAGUGGCAUCGGUACCCCAUAAUUCACCAGAACCCACCUGGGGACCUACCCGAUCUUCUUAUGUACCCCGCGUUGGAACCAUGGCAUCCCCAGCAUUCGCCAAAUUACUCAAAGAAAAGAUGCACAUGGACUAUGACCAAGGUUACCCCAAGGGCAUCAAAUUCAUAAGCGUCUUACUCAACAAACAUCUAACACAAUUGGAACGAGACUUGGACAAGACUUGGAGAACUACUCAAGAAUGCACAUCGCUAAUUCAAGCUGAGAUCGCGCUUCGAGAAAAUCCGCACAGGAUGGGAACUUUAUUCAAGUUGCACGAGACAAGGCCAUUGGUACGAGACCUGGAAGAAGUCAUAGAAUUAGUAAUAGGGAGGAUUACGCUGGAAGCCACUAUCUGCAAUGGCCAUGGAACGGUAGAUUACAUCGACAACAAUCUACAUCAAGCAUGGGGACAACUUCAUCAUUUUCUCCAUCUAUCCCUUGAACAUCUAACUAUACCCCUGUCAUGA